GAAGCACUAAACGGCGUUCUGUGAACACUACGUCGCCUUUGCCUGCCUGAACCUUUACGGUCAAAUACAAAUAUGAAGCCUUUAUCAUCACUCAGAACGGCAUUUGUUUCUUUUGUGUCACUUCUAUACAUUCAGAUCGCCUGGUGCAAUAAUGACAGGAGGGUUGACGUCCAAGAUGCGGAAUUCGGUGAUUUCUCAGUGCCUAUAGAACAUUCCUUUGAAGUUGCUGACGUAGGAAAGUUCCGGGUGCGUGGAGCGCUGCUGCUCAAAGGAGGCAGGGAUCCGGGAGUGACCCUGAGUCAGAACCAACUAACGCAGGACGACAGAGUCAAGCUCAAAGAAGUGGCAGCAGUGGACGGGCUGUACCGGAUCCGAGUGCCUCGGAUUUCGCUCCAGGCCGACAGACAGACGGAGCGACAAAUGGACGGAUACCUCACUGCCUUUGUCAGAGCUUGUGCCAUGGUGGAGUCUCACCUGAGCGACGUGAUCACACUGCACACGGACGUGUCGGGAACGCUGAUUGGCAUCUCCAUCGUCACACUGCCAGGCGCUUGCAUGGGGACGGACGUGGAGGACGAGGUGGACCUGGAGCUCUUCAACACCACGCUUAGCGUUAUGGCCCCCGUCAACGCGCCCGGGCCUGAGACGGCUAUGUUCCUGGAGCGCAUGGAGCAGGAGGCGGAGAAGAAAGGCAAAAAUCCCCAGGAGCAAAAGUCUUUCUUCGCUAAAUACUGGUAUUUGAUACUGGGAGGCGCAAUCUUCCUCAUGGCCUCCAAUUCGGCACAGGCCCCAGCAGGGGGAGGCAGAGAGCAGAGCUGAAAAGCCCCCCCAGACUCACUCGCUGGAAUGGAUGUACAUCGUGCCCCUGGUUCUCUUCCUGAUGAUGUCAGGCGCUCAGGACCAAUCAGGGGCCGGGGGCGGCGGAGCAGCUAAUGGCGGCGGACGAUGAUUUGUUUUUUGUUUUUGUUUCUCUUGUCAGCUGCUGUACAUGAGCGUAAAUGUGAUGGUUUAAAUUUCCUAAUACCACUGUGAAGAUAAAUGUAUUUAUGACCCCAUCGGAUUAAAGCGGUUUGAGCUGAA
Molecule: messenger RNA, 1080 nt
Organism: Syngnathus typhle (broad-nosed pipefish)
Lineage: Eukaryota; Metazoa; Chordata; Actinopteri; Syngnathiformes; Syngnathidae
Gene: emc10
Product: ER membrane protein complex subunit 10
Exons: 8
Coding region: 73-819 (248 amino acids)
Cellular component (GO): EMC complex
Source: RefSeq, a predicted model, not a curated record